UAGUCACCCAGGUGCAGAGCAAGCUUGAAAGAGACAGCGGAAGGACUUUCCCGGACUGCACUGUCGCUCAGCUGGCCGCACCAAUCACCAUGCAGCUUGCCCUCGGACCCUCCUCUUUGAGGGCGUGUCCCUGGUGAGUGAUUGACGGAGCCGCCCGGCCCAGCUCAGGCCAGCCCACGUUGCUGCUUAGAUUGAAAUGCAGAACUCUAGCCUCUUUCAUCGGGGCACAGACUUCCUUUUACUCCUUCCUUUUGCACUCUCGCCGCCUCCUCCCGGGAAGAAGCGGAGGCACCGGCGGCCCGGGGCAGCGACGAGCCGGGCCACUGAGGCUGUGCGAAAAGUUACUUUUUGGGAGUGCGGAACUGGGGCCCCGUUGGUGUACUGCUCGGAGCAAUGGAGCCAGCCUUUGGGGAGGUGAACCAGCUGGGAGGAGUAUUCGUGAACGGGAGGCCGCUGCCCAACGCCAUCCGGCUUCGUAUCGUGGAACUGGCCCAACUGGGCAUCAGACCGUGUGACAUCAGCCGCCAGCUACGGGUCUCGCACGGCUGCGUCAGCAAGAUUCUGGCGCGCUACAACGAGACAGGUUCGAUCUUGCCAGGAGCCAUUGGGGGCAGCAAACCCCGAGUUACCACCCCCACCGUGGUGAAACACAUCCGGACCUACAAGCAAAGGGACCCUGGCAUCUUUGCCUGGGAAAUCCGGGACCGCCUGCUGGCGGACGGCGUGUGCGACAAGUACAACGUGCCCUCGGUGAGCUCCAUCAGCCGCAUCCUGCGCAACAAGAUCGGCAACUUGGCUCAACAGGGUCAUUACGACUCCUACAAGCAGCACCAGCCGGCGCCGCAGCCGGCUCUGCCCUAUAACCACAUCUACUCGUACCCCAGCCCCAUCACGGCGGCCGCAGCUAAGGUGCCCACGCCGCCCGGGGUGCCAGCCAUCCCCGGCUCGGUGGCCAUGCCCCGUACCUGGCCCUCCUCCCAUUCCGUCACCGAUAUCCUGGGCAUUCGCUCCAUCACCGACCAAGGAGUGAGCGACAGCUCCCCCUACCACAGCCCCAAGGUGGAGGAGUGGAGCAGCCUGGGCCGUAACAACUUCGCCGCCGCCGCCCCCCACGCGGUGAACGGGCUGGAGAAGGGAGCUCUGGAGCAGGAAGCCAAGUACGGUCAGGCACCAAAUGGUCUACCAGCUGUAAGCAGUUUUGUGUCAGCGUCCAGCAUGGCUCCUUAUCCGACCCCGGCCCAAGUGUCGCCUUACAUGACCUACAGCGCCGCUCCUUCCGGUUAUGUGGCUGGACAUGGGUGGCAACAUGCCAGCGGCACCCCACUUUCCCCCCACAACUGUGACAUUCCCGCAUCGCUGGCGUUCAAGGGAAUGCAGGCAGCCAGAGAAGGUAGUCACUCUGUCACGGCUUCUGCACUCUGAUGGGAAAUUCUGUCCGCGGCAGCUUCACCCGUGUCUCCCCUCAGCACACCCUCCCCCUCUCCCCUGGUCUCGGAUCCCACCCCUCCCGCCCCCAAAGCUGGCUUUAAGGACUCACAUCCUUUGUGCCCAUGACACUUAAAUAUUUCUUGCCAUAACUUCUCUCUUGCAGAAAACCUGACAUGACUUUAGGAUUUGAAAACAAAAGCAAUCUUAAGGAUUGAAUGAGACAUUUGUGUUGCCCACACACUGUUUUAACGUAGCAAAGAAACCUGCACCCCUCAAAGGGCUUAAGGAACUUUUAAAACUAGUCUUUGGUAAAACCACAUGUGUAUAUUUAUUCUAAAUCAACCUGAACUUUUGAAACGUGCAAUUGUUGAGAUUUUGCAAAAUCAAUAAAGGAAAACACAUACAGAAAAAAGUUACGCUGCACCCUCUGAUCAAAUAAGGUGACCAAGUAAGUUUAAAUUCAUCAUUAGGAAACUAAUCAAUAAUUGACUUGAGUGAUGCUUUGUUUAUUUUUAAGAGAUAACCUAUUUUGUUGGAAAAUAUGUAUAACAAGCCGUAUCUGAAUUUAGCUCCUCCUGAUGUUUUUACUCGGUUCCAAAUACAAUGAUGUUUAUAUUUUCUAUUAGUUUGUAAAUACGGA
This is a messenger RNA of Leopardus geoffroyi (Geoffroy's cat), 2068 nucleotides long. RefSeq names its product paired box 9 (gene PAX9). The record is from RefSeq and is a predicted model, not a curated record. Gene Ontology annotation, biological process: anatomical structure development; regulation of transcription by RNA polymerase II. Lineage: Eukaryota; Metazoa; Chordata; Mammalia; Carnivora; Felidae. The transcript is spliced from 4 exons. Gene Ontology annotation, molecular function: DNA-binding transcription factor activity, RNA polymerase II-specific; RNA polymerase II cis-regulatory region sequence-specific DNA binding. The coding region runs from base 394 to 1422 and encodes 342 amino acids.